This is a messenger RNA of Pieris rapae (cabbage white), 1814 nucleotides long. RefSeq lists its product as uncharacterized. Bases 869 to 1708 code for a protein of 279 amino acids. The record is from RefSeq and is a predicted model, not a curated record. The transcript is spliced from 6 exons. NCBI's taxonomy places the organism in Eukaryota, Metazoa, Arthropoda, Insecta, Lepidoptera, Pieridae.
AUCAUUCAACGAUUCUAAAGAAUUCAAACAAAUAGUAUUAAGAAAUGAAGUUGCAGGUUUUGAAUUUCAAAAUUCAGAUACCAAUCGAAAGCCAUGCUAUUCUUCUCGUUAAAUUAGAAAAUAGUCCCUUAAAGUUGACCCUAAAUAAAAUAAUUAAAAAACCAUUUAUCGUAAUCAUAUCUGUUGUUUAAGCGGUUUAGAAGUAGGUAAGUAUACACCAACCGUAGAUGUCGAAGUCGAGUGGUGGGAGGCCCCAUCGUACAUACCUGGACCAAAUACCACUUAAAAUGUGCCUUAUUCCCUUGUUUCUUUUUUUAUUAUUAUUAUGUUGUGUGUUUCUUUAGUAAUAACUGUUAUGGUAUGUUAAAUCCGGAGGGACCAAAAAUCAAAUCUUAUCUAGCAGAAGGGGGACAAGUAAAAAGUACCCAUAACCAUGCACGCUCGUUUGUAGCUUUAUCCAAAGUGGAGGUAUGUCAGGACCGUAUCAUGCAGAGAUCCGUGAUCUCUGCCUACCCCUGAGAGAAAAAGACGCCAUUCCAGUGAAAUUAUAAUUAUGAACAAAUUAUUUAAGCAGAAAUAUUUAACGUAUUUAUCGCCAAUAUAUUCCCGAAGCUGUUUUUCAAAACAUUUAAUUUCAAAAUAAUUAAUUUUGAAGAAAACAGCUAAACACGAUGUAGCUGUUCAUAAGGGUCUCUAGAGACGGCAGUCACAUUCGAUAUUGUCUAUGAUAGUACAACGAUUUACGUCAUUGCCGUCGAAUACAUUUUAUUCUAAUUAAUGCUAAUCAAAGAUACUGCGUUAAUCUAUUGGUUCGGUCGAAAACCCGAUACGAGAACAUAAUUUUGAAACGUCGCCUUGGAAUAUAUCUAUGCACCCAAAUUGUAUGAAUAGAGGAGUGGAGGCAAAAGCAAACAACGGUCUCGAUGAGGACAGCGAGGUGCCGAGUCGUUCGCUCCCCCCGACUGACCUCUCCUCCGCUUCAUACGUGCAGGUCGUCGUGCAAAAGCAAAGACGUGGUCCCUGUCGUUCGCCAUCGAGAUUGGACGGCGCGCCGUCAGCAGUGCAGCAGAUGACACAAGCGACGGAGGGAGAGACGGGCGCGCGGCUGGCGGCGGCGGCGGCGCACUGCCCCGGCCUCAGAGCGCUAUUGCAACUGCAACCCGGAGCAAGAGCCGUCGGGCACGACCCUCCGUCUCGCCGUGGCCCUAUUCGCGCGAAAAACACCGAUAGCGGCGUAUGGAAGAAGCUGGGAGACGUCGCCGCUGGCAAGGAGACUUCGUGCGGGGUGGACGGUGAGUCGGGUGCGACCACCGAAUUGGGGUUAGGCGGUGAACUGAGGCAUGCGGUGUGCAGGGCCGGCACGCGUGGCGCUGUUUCGACUGGAAAGGGGCGCGGUAUUGAGCGCGGUUCGCAGCUGGGAUCCGGCGGGUCGGGGCUCUCGCGUCGAGCGACUAGCGCGUCAGCUAGCCGCACCCGCCGUCGACCUGCUGGACGAGCUGCUCGCGCUGUUGCGGAUCCUUUUCACCCUGCCCGUGCACGUCGUCCUCAGGGUCGGAAGAUGCACCCUAUCUACAUCCGUGUGGGCGGCGAGCGGCGCGCUGCAGGCGGUGGCAGACGAGGUGCUGACUCCGACACUAGCGCUGAGCUUCAACACCCUGGCCAGGCCUCCGUUGGUGCUAGCGACACACUUCGCGCUAGCCCUGCGUGACGCUAUGCGCCCACUGUGGCUAGCGUUCGCCGACGCCCUGGAACCGCUCUCUCGGGUGCUGACCGGCUUUCGCCUCGUCCACGUCGAGAGGGCUUGCCACCGUCCU